CGCCAUCCCUCCCUCCCUCCACAUCUCGCCAUCCCUCCCUCCCUCCCUCCCUCCCUCCCUCCGCACCUCGCCAUCUCGCCAUCCCUCCCUCCCUCAGUUGUUUAUUGGAAGCGGAGUAGGUGGUUGCAGCAGCAUGGCAAGUGGGAGCAAGGCAGGGUGUGCGGAUGGUGGAGAAGGAAGCCAGAGGCAGUCGGAAAGAGGAGGGGGUAGAGGGAAAGACAUUGCAAGCUCGAGCGCAACUUCGCUGGGGGUGGUUGACAAAGUCCCGACGCCGGCUACGGACCCAUCCUUGUUCGUCCCGCAGCCGGAGGCAAAGCAAACAAAGCUGCAGGGCGAGAAGGAGGUGUGGAAGCAUGUGGAGCAAGGUCAGGAGGCUGCGCCGAAAGGGGCGGGGAGAGUAUUGGCUGCAGUCUUCACAACAUUUCGGCGGGGGGGGGCUGCUGUCAACGAAGACGACGACAGUGCAGUUGUACCCCGCGGUUAUGAGGAGCCACAACCGCCGGUUGCUGCUGGGAGGGAGCCAGUGGAGGAGCCGGUGCAGCGGGGAAAAGAAACUGCAGCGGCACAGGCGGCGGGAGAAGAUGGUGCUUCCACCACAAGGAUGGUUUCAAUGCAGCAAACGGCCAUCAAGAGAUGGGUUGACAAUGCGGGGCAGAAGAAGUUGGACGUCGCGUGGGCGGAGGCAAUGUUCAGAGACGGAAUUGCAUUCCAAUUCCUGGAGUUCGACACCACGCAGCAGCUGCACAACGUGUAUCUCGAGGUGACGAACGCCAGACCACAGGUGAAGUUGCCGUCUUCGAAGCACAUUCGGACUGUCAUGCUGGAGUUCAUUUUCAUGCGCAUUCAAAAGCAAGUGGAGCCUUUGACAAAAUGUUGGGAUGUCACCGGCUGCACUUUCAUCACGGACGGGUCUAACGAUCGGAGGGAGCGGCCUGUCAUGAACUUCUUAGCUUCGGGCGAGCAGGGAGCUGUUCUAGUGGCAGCGGUGUACAUGGACGGCAAGAAGAAGACGGGCGCAGCGUUGGCGAAACUGUGGGAGAAAAUAAUGAGGGAGAUCGGGCUGCAACGCAUCAACGCGAUUUGCACUGACAACGCGGAGGGAUGCUUGGUGGAAGGAGCUAACCAAGGUGGUGGAGAUGAUGGAGCCGUUGUAUCUCCUACUGCGGAGGAUGGACAAGGACGGGACUGCACCGUCAAACCUUGUGGAGUACGACCGACUCAUGGAGAGGAUGCUGGCGGAGGUUGUGCUGACACCGAAGCAAUGAAGUUUUGUGCUAGAGAAGAUGGUGGCGAUGUGCCGAAGUUGCAGGCCAUUUCUAUCAAAGUGAUGGGCAUGUGGAGCACUGCGACUCCGGCGGAGCAUAAUUGGUCCUCGAUGGACUUGAUGCACUCCAAGCGACGGAAUCAGCUGAAGCCCGCGACCGUGGAGAAGCUUGUCUACAUAAAUUGGAAUAUGAAUCUGUUGAGGGCGAGCAAGAACUUGAAGGACCAUCACUACGUCGAUUUGUGGGCGGAGUUCUUCGAGUCUCUUCCGGAUGCGGAGGCGGGCGAUGAUCCUCUUUUGGAGAUGCCUGAGGAGGAGACGGAGAAAACGAAGGAGGAACAGGCGAAGGAACGGGCCUUGACCAAGUUACCAAAGGGCUGGAUUCCGAAGAACCUUGAAGAAGAUGAAGAGGAGCUCACGGACGACAGCGACUUGGAGGACGAGAUAUGGAAGGGAAAGGCUCCAUGGUCUGAAACGUCUAGCGAAGGGGAGGCCGAAGACGGGUCCGACGAUGACUUUGAGCUGGGAGCAGUGCCCUCAAUCCCGGGCACCACAUAUGUUGGGAGGAGGCGAACAACGGGGUGCCAUCGAGAAUGCCCGCCCACAACGCCAUGUCAAGGGACGGCUAACACAAGUGCACACUACGACAUCCAAUCUGAUGUUGAGCUACCGCAGACGGACACCGACAUUAACAUGGUGCUUCGCCCCGGUCCAAUUGACGCGGAUGAGGCGGAGGCCGAUCGUGCGAAGGCAAUGGCUGAUGCGGAUCGCGAACGGGUGCAAAGGAGAAUGAGAGAGGAGGAGCGGCGAGCAGCUGUACCAACCCGUAGAGAAAUGGAGACACAAAAGAACAAGGUUGGAGAGCAUGAACCAAAGCUUGUGCGGGAGAUGGGGCAGCAGGAGGAGGAGGAAGAGGAGGAGAUGGGCCAGCAAGACGAGGAGGAAGGACACGAGAUGGCCCACCAUGUGCAGGAAGAAGAAGAGAUGGAGGAGGAAGAAGAAGAGGCUUGCAUGGAGCAGCGAGAGGAGGAGAUGGAACAAGACGAAGGGAAGUGCACGGACCAGCAAGACGAGGGGUUGGAGGACCAACAUGCGGAACGGGUGGGGGAGAGCGAGGAGGAGCAGCAGCACGACGAGAUGGCGAACAGCAAGGAGGAGGCGCAACAGCAACAACAUGCACCGACGACCGUGUACAAGCGUCGGAAGAAAACAGCGCAGCCUGCCGGGUCACCGGAGAAUUCCCCCGAAUUCCCAAACAACAUAGAGGGAAGCCAGCACGACAACCUGUGGGUCAGCAGGGUUGGGAGGAAGAGGAAGACGGCCCCUGUCGACGAUGUGCCGAGGCUGAAACUUCCACUUGGCAGGCCUCGGAAGAACAAGACUGCCAGGGAGAUUGUCACCAAGCUCGUGGCUAAUGGGGUGAACGUGGUGCAGGGUGACAAGAACACGCACUACCUGCUCAAAAAUAACAGGCAGCAGUAUGGAAUUGUGGAAAGGGGGGAAGUUGAGAUGAAGACAGAGGAGGUUGACGAAGAAGUUCCCGGAUACAAGGAGCCACAACCACCGGCCACUGCGGGAAGGGCUGCUGGAAACAUUAAUGUGGGGACGGAGAGGGUUGAUACUGUGGUGGCCAGGGUGGGAGAAGGUUCAGGGUCAAACACAUGAGUGUCAACAUUGCAGCAGGUCGACGAUAAAGAGGUGGAGGUGGA
Chara braunii is the source of this 2973-nucleotide messenger RNA. The record is from the annotation of a GenBank genome assembly. NCBI's taxonomy places the organism in Eukaryota, Viridiplantae, Streptophyta, Charophyceae, Charales, Characeae.